AUGGAUAAUAGUGUAAUUACUGAUGAUAAUGAACAUAUAAAUGUUCAAAUUUUUGUACCUGAUUUAAAAUUUCAAAAAUGUUUUUAUGUUCAUUUAGACGAAAUAGUCUGGGAUAUUAAACAAAAAUUAUUAGCAGCACUUCCACAGCCAUUAUCACAAGCAUUUAAUUUUGGAUUAUUUUUGCCACCCUGUGACGGUAGAGCAGGUAAAUUUCUUUUAGAAGAUCGUCCAAUACAAGAUUACCCUUUUCACGAUUGUGUACCAUAUCUUGAGUUGAAAUAUAAAAAGAGAGUAUAUAGGAUGUUGAGGCUCGAUGAAAAGAGCCUCAAACAACUUCAUUCAAAAUCAAAUUUAAAAAAAUUUAUGGAUUAUGUACAAUCAAAAAAUAGCACAAAAAUUGAAAAAUUUUGUCAUCAAGGAUUAGAUCCUAAUUUUCAUGAUAUUAAUGGUGAGACACCCUUAACAUUGGCAGCUGGUAUUCAAGAUAAUCAUGAUGUCAUUAUCCAACUAGUUGGUGGAGGAGCACAUCUUGAUUUCCGUAAUAGUGAAGGACAGACCGGUCUACAUAAAGCAGCAUUUUUAUCAUUUGUAAGUAACGUAAAAACAAUGUUAGAAUUAGGUGCUUCACCUUCGUAUAAAGAUCCAAUAGGUUUGACACCAUUAUAUUAUUCAAUGUUAACAACAGAAUCUGAUGAUAGAAUAGCAGAAAUGUUAUUAGCUGAAGCAUCAGAAAUUGGUAUAACUGAUAUGCAUGGUAAUCAUGAAAUUCAUCAGGCCUGUAAAAAUGGUCUUACAAAACAUGUUGAACAUCUUUUAUAUUAUGGUGCUAAUGUUAAUGCACAAAAUAUUAAUGGCAAUACACCAUUACAUGUAUGUUCUGUUAAUAAUAAACCAGAAUGUGCCCGUGUUUUAUUGUUUCGUGGUGCCAAUGUUAAUAUUUUAAAUAAUCAAGGGCAAACAGCACUUCAUGUUGCACAGUUAAUUGGUAAUCAACAAGUUGUUGAUGUAAUACUUCAUUAUAAUCCAUCAAUUGUUGUUCCAUAUAGAAGUACACCAAAAUAUAAUACUAAAAGAAGAAUUCCAAGUAAUACAAUAUCAAGAAGACGAUCAUUAAGUCAAGUAUCAAUAUCAAGUAGUAUGCAAUCAGAAAAUUUUUAUAGAUCACCUUCUACUAUGUCAAAUUUUGGUCCUGGAUCAAGAUUAAGUUCUAUUAAUAUGAAAAAUAAUAUUGAUGAUCAAUUAAGUAAUGAUUCAUCAUCAAUAACAAUGGUUCCUAGUUCUUCACCAAGUAUUCAUAGUGGAAAUCAAAUAAUAUAUGCAAAUAAUAGAUCAGAAUAUGGAACAUUAAAAAGAUAUGCACCAGAAAAAAUGUUAACACCACCACCAGGUUUUGAAGCUAAUAUACCAAGAAUUUUAGUUAUACCAAGAGGACCAAAAGGUUUUGGUUUUAUUUUAAGAGGUGUUAAAAAUUUAGAAGAAAAUGAAAUAUUUGAACCAACACCAUUAGUACCAGGAUUACAAUUUUUUGAAGGUGUUGAUAUGGCUGGUAUGGCAAUGAAAGCAGGAUUAAUACCUGGUGAUUUUCUUCUUGAAAUUAAUGGUAUUGAUGUACGAAGAGCAUCACAUGAACAGGUUGUUCAAAUGAUACAAAUGGUUAAAGAAACAAUAACAUUAAAAGUUAUAACAAUUGAUUCUAAUAUGCAUAAUAAUCAUUUUCAAUCAUUAGGGCAAAAUUCACUUAGACGUUCAGUACAUUAUGGUGUCAUUUCACGACCCCCACCACCGCCACCAAUUCGUCACCCAAGUACAUCAUUGUCUGUUGCAAGGGGCAUCUCAAUGCAACAACAUAUCCUACCCACGUCAUCAAUGAAAUUACCUAAUUAUAAUCAUAUUAAUCAGAGAAGAAUUUCAGCUGCUGAGUUAGAAAAUUUAAUGGCAAGAAGAAAUAUGCCUGUUCAGAUGUGUACACCAAAUAUCAAUAAUUAUGACAUGAGUGAUUCAAUGUCUAGUACAAGUGAAUAUGCGUCUACUGGUGGUAAAAAAUUUAAUUCUGUUGCUGAUAUGAAACGUAAAAAACAAGUUCGUGCUUCAAUGAAUAAUUCAUCAUAUGAAAGUUCAGGUGAUGGUAUACAAACAAAUUAUGGUAUGCCAAAUUCUUUUAAUCAAUUAUAUUUUGGAUAUGAUAGUCAUCUAAUACAUCCACAUCCACAAGAACAUAAAGAUUUUAAUGGUUAUUAUAAUGAUAACAAACAAAUAAAAAUUAAAUCAUCAAAUAGUUCCCCUGAUAUUAAUCAACAAUAUAUAUAUGAUGAAAAUAGUUAUAAUAAUUUACAAAAUAAUAUAAAUAGGGUACAUGAUGGAGGACGCAAAACAUCAAAUUCUGAUUUUUCAAAAACUUAUAAAACAACAAUAAGACCUAAAACUCCACCACCACCACCACCAAUUAUUAAUGGUAAUAUAACAGAUGAUGAUGAGGCACCAAAAAUUCCUCAAAUUGACUAUAAUGAUUUUGAUAGUGAUGAAAAUGAUGUCGAAUCAAAAAUAAUUUAUAAAUCAGCAAAAUCAACGGUGAUCAAAGGACAUCCAAUAAAUAAAAGUUCUUUGGAAGAGGAUAAUAAAAAAAGUAAUAAAAAUGAUAAAAGUCUAUCAAUUCCAAAAGGAAAUAUUCCUCCACCCCCGCCACCUCCACCACCACUUAUAAAUUUAUCAAAAAAUACAUCAUAUAAAAAAAAUGAUAAAGAAUGUACUAAUUCAUCGCAAUUACCAUCAACAAAAUCAAUUGGAAUAACAUCAACAUUAUUAAGUAAUGUUAAAUUAAAUUCAACAUCUUCAACCAAUAAUAAUGAAGAUUCAAAAGUUUCACAAAUUAAAAAAAAUGGUAAAAAUUUAGAUUUUGAUUCUGAUUUACGUAAUGCUUUAGCAAGAAGAAGACAAAAAGUUUGUGUUGAAGAUGAUGAAUAUGAUGAUAAUGGAAAAUCAUGUGAAAGUUUAAAUAAUAUUGGAUCACUUAGUUUAAAGGAGAGUAUUAGAGAAAAUGUUGAAAAACAACAAAAUAAAUUAUCUGUAAAUGUUAUGGGAAAAAAUAAUAAUAAUAAUAAUUCCUUGACACAAAAAAAAGAUAGUGGAUAUACAUCAUCAAGAACAUCCCUAGAACCAAGUGAAAAUGGUGAUGAUAACCAUGAAAAAAAUGAAAAUUUAAAAAAUAACAUUAAUUCUAAUAAUGUUUCAAUAUUAUCACAACAAAUUGAAGAAACAUGUAAUGAAAUGUCUUCUUUUAAUAUAGAUAAACAGUUUCCACCAACAAUAAAUAUCAAUUUUGCCACCAAAACUAAUUCUAAUAUAACUUAUGUUACUUCCACAUAUGAAUAUGAUCAAAAACCAGAAUCCUCAUCAUCAGAGAGGAGUAUUGAAGGUCCUGUUAAAACACCUCCAGUAGAUUAUGAUGAACCUGACUCUGGACAUGGUGAUUCAGAUCAAGAUGAUAAACCACAUAUUUUAAAUCAAUAUAAAAAUAAAGAUUUGAUAAACUGGACAAUAAUGGAUGUAUGUGAUUGGUUAACAUCUAUUAGAAUGUCUGAAUAUGCAAAAAAUUUCCAAAAACGUAAUAUUCGUGGUGCAGAUUUGAUGAUGUUUGAUAGAGCUAAAUUUACACAAUUAGGGGUAACAAGAAUAGCUCAUCGUCAAUGCAUGGAACAAAGUUUAAAAAGUUUUAAUUCUAAUGUCGCUUAA
Molecule: messenger RNA, 3729 nt
Organism: Strongyloides ratti
Lineage: Eukaryota; Metazoa; Nematoda; Chromadorea; Rhabditida; Strongyloididae
Product: PDZ domain and Sterile alpha motif domain and Ankyrin repeat and Sterile alpha motif/pointed domain and Ankyrin repeat-containing domain and Sterile alpha motif, type 1 domain-containing protein
Exons: 7
Coding region: 1-3729 (1242 amino acids)
Cellular component (GO): postsynaptic density; dendritic spine; postsynaptic membrane
Molecular function (GO): synaptic receptor adaptor activity; ionotropic glutamate receptor binding
Source: RefSeq, a predicted model, not a curated record